Molecule: messenger RNA, 3301 nt
Organism: Prosopis cineraria
Lineage: Eukaryota; Viridiplantae; Streptophyta; Magnoliopsida; Fabales; Fabaceae
Exons: 5
Coding region: 232-1425 (397 amino acids)
Source: RefSeq, a predicted model, not a curated record
AUGCACACAUCUGGAAGAGUUAUAUGCUUCACAAAUCCGACUAAGUAGAACAACUUUAAAACUUGGUGGUGUUAUUCCAAAAAUGCCACUUUUCCCAUAUUACGGAGAUAUGAACUUGAAAUUGGGAACUAUCAUGAAAUUCAUAGGCAACAUUCUAAAGCCUUAACGGGCUGUCACUCUAAGGUUUUGUCCUUGGGAGAAUUAAAAAUCUUUGCUUUAACUCCAUUUAUUAUGGAUCUUUUACAACGAGCUGAAGCUGUUUGUUUAAAUAAACUUGAUGGAGGUUUCAAAAAUAUUGUUCCAGACAUCGUUCAGGCUGUUCGAAGGAUGAAUGAGUUGAUUAGCUUGUGGCUUCAUUCUUUUUCAAAUUUAGAAUGUGUUGUUGAUGCAACUUCUCAUAUUGUUGAUUUGUUUCAAGCAGAAACUUUGUUUCCAAAGCUAAUUAAGUUAAGGUUGGAGUCUUUGAGCAAUUUGAAAAAAGUUUGCUGCGGUCCACCUUUGCUUCUCUUCUUCGAGAAAUUGCAAGAAUUGCAUGUAUCUCAUUGUCCUAUGUUAACAUCACUCUUCCCAAAGUGUGUUGCCAGAGCUGUGUUGUCGUUACAGAAGCUAACUGUAAAAAGUUGUGGUGAAUUGAAGAAUAUAAUAGAUGAGGAUGGUGAUGGUACUAUCAAUCAAAUAAUUUCAGCUUCAAACAAUUCACAUUCGGCGUUCUCACAAUUGAAAAGUUUGACCAUCCUUGAUUGUCAUAAGUUAGAAUAUGUAUUCUUAAACUCUUGUGCUCAAGGCCUUGUGCAGUUAGAGGAGGUGUGCAUUCAGGGGGCUUCUCAACUAAAAUAUGCUUUUGGCCAACAUGAAGAUGAACAUCAAGAGUUUCAGAUAGAGCUUCCUAUUCUGAAAUCACUUGAACUUCAUGGCUUGAAAAAUUUGAUUAGCAUUUUCCCAAAAAACUAUCUUUCGAGUUGCCCAUGUUUGAGGAAAUUGCGUUGGGUGAGAUGUCCAAAAUUCAGAGCUUCAUGUGUUAACAUUAUGGUUGGUUCAAAUAUAAAUAUGGACAACCAGUUAUACAGCAAGGUUUCAGCUCCAUUAUCGUUUCUAAAGUUAGAGAAACUUGAGGUUAAGGGUUGUAGUGUUGAAGACAUUCUAUUUCCACUUGAAAGGGAUGUUUUUACUGAAACGAAUUCCCAAAACAAGUUGAUCUCACUCUUAGACACUCUGGAAUUGGAUAAUAUGCCUGAGCUAAAGUUUGUUUGGAGUGGUCCAAUGGGAACAGUGAGCCUCCAAAAUCUUAGAGAACUUAAAGUGAGAGGGUGCAACAAUUUGAAGAUGAUUUUCUCCCCUGUAAUUCUUAAAAGUAUACAACUAUUGGAGCGUCUUGUAAUAUCAGAUUGCAAUGAAUUGGAGGAAAUAAUGUGUGGUAUAGAGUAGGAGAGCAACAACAAGGCCCAAUGGACGCUCAAUCCGUGCAAGUAUUCUUUCCAAAUCUGAGAGAGCUUCAAGUUUGGAGAUGUAGCAAGCUCAAAUGCUUAUUUUCAAUAGCCAUAGAUUGGAACAAUCAUUUAAAGAAUGUGUUACCCAACUUGAAAUCCUUAACUUUGGAACAAGUGCCAAGUCUCCAGGAUUUUUGCUACAGUUUACCUUUUCCAACAAUCACCUUUUCCAGCUGUUGGGUUCAAAACUAGAACGCUUGUGGUUAGGAAGUGAGCCUGAGCUAUGGGUGACAUGGAGAGCUCCUUUACAGAUUUCGAACUUUGUCCAUCUUCAAGACCUUAGACUGAGUGAAUGUAAGGAAUUGAAAUCUCUAUUUGGUGAGGGCUUCCGCGGAAGAAGCCUGCCAAUGUUACAAUAUCUUAGAAUAAGCAAGUGUGAGGAGUUGGAAGAAAUUCUGAGAGCGGAUAAUGAAUUCCAAACAUGCUUUCCUAAAUUGGAUUACCUCAGAGUUGAGCAUUGCAACAAGCUCAAGUAUCUUUUCUCAAUCUCCUCUCUCACUCCAUUGCUUCCCCAUUUAGAGACAAUAUACAUAUCUGAAUGUGCAAAGUUAGAGGAGCUUUUUAGAUGCAGCAGUGAAGACACCAGUAACAAUGUCAAUGAAAUCGCGCUUCCAAACUUAACAUUCAUACAUCUAGUGAAAUUGCCAAGUCUUGUUGAUGUCUGCAAUGGGUUCAAGUUAUACGCUGUGAACCUUGAACAAAUUAGGAUGCAAGAAUGUCCAAAAUUUUCUUCAAUCAUGGGGGCAACUGGGAGCAUAGUCACUCAAAUAAAGAGAAAGGAAGCAGAGCCUCGUGGGAACAACGACAGUCAAAUGCUUGAUCAACUCCGAUAUUUCUUCUUCCAGAAUAUUUGACUUUAAUGAAAUUAGGGUUGCAAAAAUUAAGUGAACUAAGCUUCAUAUGCAGGGCUUUCAGUACUCCCUCCCAAAAUUCAAGCUUCCAAUAUCUUAGAUUUUUAACAGUGCAUGGAUGUGGAAAACUGAAAUGCAUCUUCUCCUCCUCUGUUUGGGGAAGCCUUCAACAUCUGACACAGUUGGAAAUUAGAGAAUGUGAGCAAGUAGAGGAAAUCAUGCAAGAGUUGGAAGAAGCUCAGCAUGUAUCCCACAUUUCUUUCCCAAAAUUGCGGUGGAUAACAGUGGAGGGGUGCAACAAGUUGAAAUGCCUUUUCAGGACACCUACAAUUGCAAUGCUUCUUCCAGAACUAAGUCUCAUAGAGGUAUCAAAAGCUGCACAAAUGGAGGAGCUCUUUUCGCAUAAUUAUAAUAGUGAUGAAGACACUGUCACUACACAACAUAUUGUGUUUUCAAAUCUCUACUCAUUGAAACUUUCAAAAUUGCCAAGCCUCGCUCACUUCUGCAAAGGACUCAACUUAAAUGCUCCAUACCUUGGUGAUGUCCAGAUAAAUGAAUGCCCAAAAUUUGACUUUUCCUUCAAGGAACCCACUUCCAUAGAAAGCACAGUACCACGAAUCAUUUGAUGGAGAGCAUAUGAUAAAGGAAAGAGCAGAUGGCAGGAGCGAAAAGAAAGCAGUAAUUAUCAUAUGCAUGAGGAUGUUACUAGUUAGAAAGUUGUGUUUUUAUUGUAAAAAAACCUGGUGAUUUCAAAUUCUAAAGUUUUCAGCAAGGCCUGUAAAACAGUGUAUCUGGUAAUCAAGUGGGGAAUUUUCGAGGGGUAUAGUGUGGAUGGAUAUGAAUGUGUGGAUAACUGUUUUGGAUUGUAUUGACUGUGAUGAUAGAACUUAUAUUCCUUGUGAACACCAUCUUCUUGAAUAUUACAAGCACAGUUUAUUGAGCUUUUGUCUUUUGAUAAGGUAA